UUUGCUAUAUUGCAUCCCUUUUACAUCUGGUAGGAUUCCUCCGGUGAAGAUUCGUAGAUUUACAUCCGAUUUAUCGGUAGAUUGUGUACAAAUCCCUGUUCUGAAUGUUAUUUAAUAGAUUCUCUGUUUAAUCCGUGUGCUUGAUUUCGUUUCGGUGAUUUACAUUCGUCGUAUUUUUGUGUUAAUUUUGUGAGUGAAAGUUUCCGCGGUGCGGUGCUUGAUAACGAGUGUUCUUUGUUGUUGCUAUCAGUGCGAUUAAAUUUAAUUAAUAUUUACGUGGUGUUUAGUUAGCAAAAGCUGCUAGAAACCAGAAUGUCUGACGAUUGGGCCGUUGUUGGCAAACAGAAGAAACCACGCAAGGCUGCCGGGGACAAGAAUAAAGCUACCGCAGCGAAAGCCGGAAUUCCCCAAAUAGAAGAUGCUGACACAAUGGAUCAGAUUCGGUCGCUGUACGCCAAUGUGAAGGACGAUCUAUUACUCGGUCCCCAUCAGGGCAACAAGGAAGACAAGAAGAACCACAAUGUGACCAACGGAAAACAGCAGCAGGACCGCAAGCGAUCACCUGCACGUGGCCAACAGCAGAGCAAAGCCAAACAGAAGCAGGAAACGGACAAGAAACAACCGGCCAAGCCCAAGUACAAAGAUCUAGGGGCGGCGCUGAAAGCAACCAUCGUCAGUGACCUCCGAGCGCACCUGUGGGCAGUGAAUGAAAACUUCAAAGACAAUCAGCUAAUGGCACUCAAAGCGAUAACAUCGUUCCUGAAUGAAAACCUACGCGUAGAUGUCGUUGAUCCCGUUUUUGCAAACAAAUCCCUUGCCUACCCAUAUGACGUGCUUCCUGAGGAUCUGAAAGAUCUGAUUGAUGAAACUAUAUCCAAUGCAGGUGACCAGAACGUGCAAUAUUUCUACGAUCUCUCGUUGUCCAAUUUGACGGGCGACAUGAACAAAAAUUUACCGCAUCUUGGACACAAGAUCCUGCUGCAGGCAAUGGCCGUUCACGAUCCGCAGAUCUGCGUGAACAAUCUGGCCCGGAAUGCAAUCCUGCGGAAUUCGUUUCAAAACCGCAGCAACAUUGGGCUCAGUUUGCUGUGGGCUCUCGGUCAGGGCGGCUUCCACGAUCCCAGUGUGGGUCUUAAGGUUUGGCAAGACAUCAUGGUACCGGUCAUCGAGCUCAAAACCUACAGUAAAUACGUAUACGAAUAUGUUCAUAAAAUAUUGCACCAGAACACGACUGCCAAACUUGACAUUUCAUCCAGUGACUUCCUGACCAUACUCAGUUCUUUAACGACACAGAACAAAAGUAACCGCGAGCUGGCCAACCUGCUUGACGACGCCUCCAAGAUCCUCGUGGAACGGUACGUCCUAAGUGCCCCGAAGACCUCUAGCACCUUUACGACGCUGUUCAAAAACAUUCAGUUCAUCGCCAAGCCGGAAUUGAUCUACUUCGGACUGAUAUUGUGCCUCAUCGAAGACCCCGAGUGCUGGGCCGCCUGGCGGGGUCUAUACAGGAAAAACAUUCAGCAAACGGCUGAUCUGCUAGGCUUCAUAGAAAUCUCGUCAACUGAUCCCUCUUUGAAAUUGGAAAGCGAUCGGUUGUUCCACCAAUUUCUAGAUGACAUCCAGCAAAUAAACGACGAGCUCGGAGAGAGCAAGAAGAAAGUGGAAGGACUGAAAACGUCAGUUACGGUGUUGAAGCAGGUGCAAGACAAAGUUUCCUCGAAGAAGAACAAAGCCGCCAAGUCCAACAAGUCAUCCCGAUCGGGGGCGACGACGGUAUGCUGUAGUUUUCUGUUGGCCACAUUCCUGCUGUUCGGUCUGACCGGUGGCCUGAUCGGUUUCGACACAUACCGGGCGGGUGGCAAAUUCGAAAACUCCCACACCGGACAGCUGCUGAAGCAGGCUGGCCUGCUUCCGGCUGUGCAGGACGCGUGGACCUGUACGCUCAAGUACAGUGCACGGGGCUUCAAGUGGACCGAGGAGCACGUUCCCGUCUACUAUGGGCAGGCGAAAAAGACCGUUGGACCAUACGUAGAAUUUUCGAUAGAUUUCAGCAAAAUUCUAUGGAAUGGUGCCAAAAAGGGCUUCGGCAACGUGAAACUGCUGGUUGAACAGAAAACUCCAGUGGUUGCUGAUUUCGUUGAGCAAUACGCUCCAGGGCUGCCGAAGAAAAUUGGCGACUUUGCUUGUUCGUCGUGGACUGCUGUCAGCACGUUUACGGUCAACACCUACAACCAUAGCUGCGAGUUCUUCAAAACCAAGGUGUUUGUUGGUCAACUAUCACCGGAAAACUUGGGAAAAGCCUUCAACAGUACCCAACAGGCUGCUGCUCAGUACUAUAGCUGGUUCCACGAGCAGGUUGAUUUCUAUGCCAAGGUAAAGUAAGACAACGCCAAUCUUGAGCCAAGUUGGGAAAAGAUCAAAACGUACAGAUAACAAGGUAAUCGCGUAUAGCAACAACAAUUACAAAAUAGUGAACUGCAUCCUCUUUCAAUGCUGCAACGCUGUCCGCCAUCUUUUGCAGCUGCAGCAGCCUGAAAAGAAAAGAAAAAAAAACUAUUCGCGCGAAACAAACAAAGAACAGCACCGUUGAUCCCACUCGAAAAAAAAAGACCUAACACGUGAAAACAACUAAUAGUGCACGCGGGUAGCGAGUUUAAAACGCUAUCUGCGGCUGGAGGAGGAGGAAAGUCGAAUAAAUGUAACAUGUGGACGAAGAACAAAGAUUGGUUAGGAAUUAUUAUUAUUAUUUUUGUUUUUUGUGAGAUGACGGACCAUCCUUGUUUUUCUUGAUCGUGAUGUAUGAAAGAGUGAAAUUCGAUCUUUGCCAGGAACGGAAAUAUGUCAAGUUGAUGUACAGAACGGAGAUAAAUGGUUUAUUGUGUAGCAAGUAACGGAGAAAUAAAAGGAGUUGUAGAGAGAGAAUAAAAAUGGUAGAGAUCAAAUAAAUAAAAUGAAUGCGAAAGCAACAAAGUGAGCAUUUUCUGUAACUACAGAACUCCGCUGUUUACGAACAUUUGAUAGACUCUUUUUUUUUAAAUAAUAUUUUACUAAUUUAAUUUUUUUGUUUUAUACUAAGUAACUCCCGGUAACUGUUUAAAUGAUGAGAGGAAAAAUAGAGAAAAGAUUCUAAAUUAAAUUUCUGUUGUAAAUCAGAA
This is a messenger RNA of Ochlerotatus camptorhynchus, 3155 nucleotides long. It is a transcript of the gene Tmem214, whose product is annotated as Transmembrane protein 214. Gene Ontology annotation, cellular component: endoplasmic reticulum; Golgi apparatus. Bases 313 to 2382 code for a protein of 689 amino acids. The transcript has 8 exons. The record is from RefSeq and is a predicted model, not a curated record. Lineage: Eukaryota; Metazoa; Arthropoda; Insecta; Diptera; Culicidae.